AUGUAUCAUAUCUUUCAGAUCUCCGGCGAAGUUUUCAGGGCUUUGGGCUUGAAGAUGAAGAUUCUCAUAACAGUCAUCUUUAGUGGUUUACUAAUUUGGUCUGUUAUCUUACUCUCAUUCUCAAACAACUUCAACAACCAACUUCUUGAUGCUACAACCAACGAUUCAAAGGAAUCCGAAAGACCGGGCGAUAAAUUGAUAGGAGGGCUUUUAACAGCGGAUUUCGACGAAGACUCUUGCUUGAGUAGGUAUCAUCAAUCUUUGUUGUAUCGCAAGGCAUCGCCGUAUAAGCCUUCUGAGUAUCUUGUCUCUAAGCUUAGAAGCUAUGAGAAGCUUCACAAGCGUUGCGGUCCAGGCACAGAUGCUUACAAGAAAGCAACAGAGAGACUUAGUCAUGAUGAGAAUUCUGAUGGUGAAUGCAAAUACAUUGUGUGGGUGGCGGUUUACGGGCUUGGAAACAGAAUACUUACACUUGCUUCUGUCUUCCUCUACGCUCUCUUGACCGAUAGAAUCGUUCUUGUCGAUCAAAGCAAAGAUAUAAGCGAUCUCUUUUGCGAGCCGUUUCCAGGUACUUCAUGGCUACUUCCUCUUGACUUUCCAUUGAUGAAACAGAUUGAUGGCUACAACAUGGGAUACUCUCGUUGUUACGGAACAAUGUUGAACAACAAUGCCAUUAACUCGAACUCAACUCUGCCGCAUUUGUAUCUUCAUAUCCUCCAUGAUUCAAGGGAUAAUGACAAGAUGUUCUUCUGCCAAAAGGAUCAAACUUUAAUCAACAAAGUCCCUUGGUUGAUUGUCAAAGCCAAUGUCUACUUUGUUCCUUCUCUAUGGUUGAAUCCAACUCUCCAAACCGAGCUAACGAAGCUGUUCCCGCAGAAAGAAACUGUCUUUCACCAUUUGGCUCGCUAUCUUUUUCACCCGACGAACCAAGUUUGGGGCUUGAUCACAAGGUACUACAAUGCUCACUUAUCCAGAGCAGACGAGAGACUCGGGAUUCAAAUACGGGUUUUCAGCGAUCGAGGCGGGUAUUACCAGCACGUAAUGGACCAGAUCGUAGCUUGUACACGAAGAGCGAAACUUUUGCCUGAAGCAGCUACACAAGAAGAACCAAAACUCAAUGUAUCGAAGCGCGCCAUCCAUAAAGCGGUUCUUGUGACAUCUCUGUAUCCAGAGUACUCUGAUACCUUGAAGGACAUGUUUUGGGAGAAACCGACUUCGACAGGUGAGAUAAUCGAAGUGUUUCAGCCGAGUGGAGAAAGAGUUCAACAAACAGACAAGAAGCUUCACGACCAAAAGGCUCUUGCUGAGAUGUAUCUUCUGAGUCUAACCGAUAACCUUGUCACAAGCGCAAGGUCUACAUUUGGAUAUGUUGCUCAUAGUCUUGGAGGGUUAAAGCCAUGGUUACUUUAUCAGCCAAAAGAUUCCUCAGCUCCUGAUCCGCCUUGUGUUCGGUCCACGUCGAUGGACCCUUGUCACCUUACUCCACCUUCUCAUGGAUGUGAAGCAGAAUGGGGAACUGACUCGGGGAAGGUCGUUCCAUUUGUAAGGCAUUGUGAGGAUCGUGAUAACGAUGGACUUAAGCUAUUUGAUGAGUUAUAG
This is a messenger RNA of Arabis nemorensis, 1599 nucleotides long. The record is from the annotation of a GenBank genome assembly. NCBI's taxonomy places the organism in Eukaryota, Viridiplantae, Streptophyta, Magnoliopsida, Brassicales, Brassicaceae.